Agrilus planipennis (emerald ash borer) is the source of this 1278-nucleotide messenger RNA. Its product is annotated as V-type proton ATPase 16 kDa proteolipid subunit. The coding region runs from base 118 to 591 and encodes 157 amino acids. Gene Ontology annotation, cellular component: proton-transporting V-type ATPase, V0 domain. The transcript is spliced from 3 exons. Gene Ontology annotation, biological process: proton transmembrane transport. Gene Ontology annotation, molecular function: proton-transporting ATPase activity, rotational mechanism. Lineage: Eukaryota; Metazoa; Arthropoda; Insecta; Coleoptera; Buprestidae. The record is from RefSeq and is a predicted model, not a curated record.
CAACACACUACUUACUCGCACUGUAAGCCAUAUUUGUCAGUGGUUUGUUGGUUCCGCUGAACGUUGUCUGUUUUUCUGGCUAGCUCGGGCCUGUAAAUACUCUGAAAAUAUUAAAAAAUGCCGUUAUCAGAAGAAUAUCCUGUCUACGGACCCUUCUUUGGAGUUAUGGGAGCUGCUGCAGCUGUUAUUUUUAGUUCCCUUGGUGCGGCCUAUGGCACGGCGAAAUCAGGCACAGGUAUAGCAGCCAUGUCUGUGAUGCGGCCAGAACUUAUCAUGAAGUCUAUCAUCCCUGUUGUCAUGGCCGGUAUCGUCGCUAUCUACGGACUUGUCGUUUCAAUUCUUAUAGCCAGCGGUCUUAGUUCGCCAUCGACUUAUUCAUUGUACAGAGGUUUUGUCCACCUUGGAGCCGGCUUAGCUGUCGGUUUCUCAGGAUUAGCUGCAGGUUUCGCCAUCGGCAUCGUGGGCGAUGCCGGUGUCCGAGGAACCGCUCAACAGCCAAGACUGUUCGUAGGUAUGAUCCUGAUCCUCAUCUUCGCCGAAGUAUUGGGUCUUUACGGUCUCAUCGUUGCCAUUUUCCUCUACACAAAAUAAAUUCUACCGCGAAAAUCGCAACAAAACACAUCAGUUGUCUCUUUCAUUAAUUAUCCCAUUCGUUCCCCCUUUGAUUCUUCCUUGUAUUUCUUCGCAUUCCCACUCUUCUUCACUCGCACAUAUUUACCACUAGAUACCCGCCCGCCCAGCCCCCUUAUUAUCGUUCCUGUUUCGUACUUUUAAUUUUCAUCGUCUAUAUAGUACUUUGUACAGAGAAAAUACGAUCGUUUUAAAGUAAUGUAUUUAGUAGUGGCAGGAAGUUUUUCUAUCACUUUUUAAUUUAAAAAAAAAAAAAACAAUAUCCAGAUUUGUAAACAUUUGUAAAAAGCAAGAGCUUUCGUGAAGACGACUGAUCAGAACGAUCGUCAACUAGAAGCAAAACCAUUGUGAUACGUGACUAAUUCGCCAGUCUUGUUCACAAAAGUAACAACUUCUAAUUAUUGAUCAAUUAAUUAAUUGUAUAGUCGUAGUGUACAUUAGUUUUACUUUCUUCUUGAAGGCAAAGAGAGGAAGAGAGAGAGACACUCGUCCGAGUGAUAUACAUAUAUAAUAUGAUAAGGUUAUUGAAAUAAAAACUGUGAAAAUAGCACAACUACUUUUUAAUUUUUAAACAUGCAGUUAUUAGAGAAUGGAGAAGAACGGCUUAUUGCUCUGUCGAUCGAUACUGUUAUACAAAAAAAAAAAUUA